Molecule: messenger RNA, 2593 nt
Organism: Homalodisca vitripennis (glassy-winged sharpshooter)
Lineage: Eukaryota; Metazoa; Arthropoda; Insecta; Hemiptera; Cicadellidae
Gene: deltaCOP
Product: coatomer subunit delta
Exons: 11
Coding region: 147-1709 (520 amino acids)
Biological process (GO): Golgi localization; retrograde vesicle-mediated transport, Golgi to endoplasmic reticulum; endoplasmic reticulum to Golgi vesicle-mediated transport
Cellular component (GO): cytosol; COPI vesicle coat
Source: RefSeq, a predicted model, not a curated record
GCCACGUCAACAGCGGUAAGACAGCUGUAUAAUCUAAACGCCUUUGAGCUACUGCCAAAUCACUGGAAAUUUGUUGGUAUGGUUGUCAAUCCUAUUUUGUUAUAAAAAUUUAAUAUUAUAGAUUUCAUCAGUCAUUGCCAACAAAAAUGGUGUUGAUAGCUGCCGCUGUCUGCACAAAAGCAGGAAAAACUAUUGUGUCACGCCAGUUUGUGGAGAUGACGAAGGCCCGUAUCGAGGGACUGUUAGCUGCCUUCCCCAAGCUGAUGUCGACAGGGAAACAACACACAUUCGUGGAAACCGAGUCUGUUCGGUAUGUCUACCAGCCUCUGGAGAAGCUGUACAUGCUGCUUAUCACGACCAAGGCUUCAAACAUUCUGGAGGAUCUGGAGACUUUACGGUUGUUCUCUAGAGUUAUUCCUGAGUACUGCCGCAGUAUGGAAGAGUCUGAGAUAGCUGACCACGCCUUCAACCUUAUCUUUGCUUUUGAUGAAAUUGUUGCUCUGGGCUACAGAGAAAGCGUGAACCUUGCGCAGAUCCGAACUUUUGUGGAAAUGGAUUCACAUGAGGAAAAAGUCUAUCAAGCUGUUCGUCAGACUCAAGAGAGAGAAGCCAAGAACAAGAUGAGAGAGAAGGCCAAGGAGUUGCAGCGCCAGAGGAUGGAGGCUGGCAAGAAAGGGUUCAUGAAGGGAGGAUCAGCAGGGGGUGGCUUCGGUGUCGGGUCUGCAGGAGGAUUUGGCAGCUCUUCUGGUUUCACGCCUUCUCCAGUCAUCGGAGAUUCUGCCUCAGAAAUCUCAAAGCCCUAUUCACCAUCUGUCAAGGCAUCUGGCAGCACCAAAGCAAUGAAGUUGGGGAGCAAGUCUCGAGAUGUGGAGUCGUUCGUGGACCAGCUCAAGUCUGAAGGUGAGAACGUUGUGGUGCCCACUAUCAACAAACAGAGCAUUGUCAGCGCCUCCAAGAUCCCACCGUCGUCCCUCGCCAAUACUGAAGAUAUCCACCUGAGGCAGGAGGAGAGACUCGUGUUGAGGGUGGGUCGAGAUGGCGGGGUGCAGAACUUGGAGCUGCAUGGACUCGUGACCUUGCGCAUCUCCGACGACAAGUACGGCAGGAUACGCGUGGUCCUGGACAACAAGGAUACCAGAGGAAUACAACUGCAGACACAUCCCAACAUAGAUAAAGAACUGUUCAAGAUGAAGUCACAAAUAGGUCUGAAGAACCCGUCCAAGCCAUUCCCUCUGACCACAGACGUCGGUGUGCUCAAGUGGCGGUUCCAGUCCCAAGACGAUUCCUGCGUCCCACUCUCCAUAAACUGCUGGCCAUCGGAGAACGGACAAGGCGGCUGUGAUGUGAACAUAGAGUACGAGCUGGAGCACACGCACCUCGAGCUCAAUGAUGUCUCCAUUCACAUUCCUCUGCCUAUUGGGUGUACGCCGGUGGUCUCGGAGUGUGACGGAGACUACGCACACGACCCUCGCAAAAACACCCUCACCUGGAACCACGCUGUGAUAGACUCCAGCAACCGCACCGGCUCUCUGGAGUUCACAGCAGCCACAGCCAUUCCUGGUGACUUCUUCCCUCUCACUGUGGCCUUUGUCUCCAAGAAACCUUACGCUGACCUCAGAGCAGUGGAUGUGGUGAUGGUGGACGGUGAGCAGCCGGUGAAGUUCUCCACAGAAACAGUGUUCUACGCAGAGAAAUACGAGAUUGUUUAGUUUAGACCGGAGAGCAAGAGCACAACUCUGCAAACAGCUGAUCAUAGUAGUGCAACAUCUGCCCGAGACGUGAUACUUCUGUCGUCUGGUCACCGACCACUCAGUCCUCGAGUUCAUCAAUUACUCUGUGAUCAACAUUUUCCAUUUGAUGACUGUCUUUGAUCAUUUCAGUCUCAUGAGUAACAGACUGACCUCUCACGUUUUAUCAAAGUAUAACAGCUUGCAUACGGUUCAAUUUCUAUCCAUUUGAAAUGGUUGCAGAAGAAAUAAAAAUAUAUUUUAUGCUUGUGUAAUAUAAUAUUCUUCCAUGAGGUUAUGUGUGGAGAAAUCUCAUACUGUAUCUACACUGUUAAUUUAACAUAUAUUCUUACCCGCCCAAAUCAAUUUAAUAAAAGUGUUUAUAUUGCAAAUAAGUGUGAUGGAAUUCUUUGCCUUUAUAUAGAAGUUUACUCCUAUCUCGUGUUCAUUUAUUUUGAUAGAAUAUGUAACAGAAAUAUUUAUAAAUUUCUUAUUCUAAAGUCCUGAUUAAAUUUUAAUGACUCAUACACAAAUAUUGUUUUAAAAAAUGUCAUAACAUGUUGAAUCUUGUUGAUAAUAUCUGAAGGAAUAGAAAAUUGAAUGAUAACAAUAUGAAUGUAAACUGUUUUGUAUUACUACAAUUUCUAUAAAAAUUCUGUCAAAUGUUAAAGAUGUAGAUGUUGCACUAUUUUAAAUUAAACUUGAUUCUGUUAGUAUUAUUCUGGUUUGAAUAAGAUAAAGUUAUUUUAUCAAAUACAGUUCAUUAUUUACUAUCAUGAGAUAAUAAUUGCUUUACUUAUUUUAUUUUUGAAAGUUUUCAUUUUGUACAGUUAGAAAAAGGUAUAAUAAAGUAUUUGAUUGUUAAA